Messenger RNA from Calypte anna (Anna's hummingbird), 1419 nucleotides. RefSeq names its product family with sequence similarity 118 member B (gene SIRAL1). NCBI's taxonomy places the organism in Eukaryota, Metazoa, Chordata, Aves, Apodiformes, Trochilidae. Bases 29 to 1210 code for a protein of 393 amino acids. The transcript has 8 exons. The record is from RefSeq and is a predicted model, not a curated record.
GGUCCCCUGGGGCUGAUUUCCCUGCCACAUGCUGAGGUGGGGACACUCUUGGAUUUCUGUUCCCCCUGGGCAGCAGAGCUGCAGAGCUGGAGCUGCACCUUGCUUGGCUGAAUCUCCAGGGUUUGUUCUGAGGAGAAAUAAGCACUUUUUCGGAGACAGAAGACAACUUAGGAACUGGAUGGCUUCUACAGUCAGCCUGGGCAAAGAGACAGCACUGGGAGAUGGAAUGCCACCUGCCAAAAAGCCCAGGAAGCUGCUGCCAAGCCUCAAAACCAAGAAGCCUCAAGAGCUCGUGCUGGUGAUUGGGACAGGAAUCAGCGCUGCUGUUGCUCCCCAGGUCCCGGCCCUGAAAUCUUGGAAGGGGUUAAUCCAAGCCCUCCUGGAUGCUGCUAUUGACUUUGAUCUCCUGGAAGAUGAAGAGAGCAAAAGGUUUCAAAAGUGUCUCCAUGAAGACAAGAACUUGGUUCACCUUGCCCACGACCUUAUCCAGAAGCUGUCUCCGCGCACAAGCAACGUCCGCUCCACCUUUUUCAAGGACUGUUUGUAUGAGGUGUUUGAUGACCUGGAAUCGAAGAUGGAAGAUUCUGGGAAGCAGCUGCUCCAGUCUGUGCUGGACUUGAUGGAGAACGGGGCGCUGGUGUUGACCACCAACUUUGAUAACCUGCUGGAACUGUAUGCAUCCCACCAGGGCAAGCACCUGGAGUCUCUGGACCUGACAGAUGAAAAGAAGGUGCUGGAGUGGGCACAGGAGAAGAGGAGGUUGAGUGUCCUGCACAUCCAUGGUGUUUACACCAACCCCAGUGGCAUCGUCCUGCACCCGGCCGGCUACCAGAACGUCCUGCGCAACACGGAGGUCAUGCGGGCGAUUCAGAAGCUGUAUGAGAAUAAGUCCUUCCUGUUCUUGGGCUGUGGUUGGACUGUUGAUGACACCACAUUUCAGGCCCUGUUUUUAGAGGCUGUGAAGCACAAGUCGGACCUGGAGCACUUCAUGCUGGUGAGGAGGGGAGAUGUGGACGAGUUCAAGAAGCUGCGGGAGAACAUGUUGGACAAAGGCAUCAAAGUCAUCUCCUACGGGGACGACUACGCCGACCUGCCCCAGUACUUUGAGAGGUUGGCCAGUGAGAUCACCACGCGGGGACGAGCAGGUGUGCCCAAGGAGGGCCAACAGCUCAAUGGCUCUGCUGGUGACCUAACAGGACACAGGAGUUGAGCAUCAGCCUCUGCCCAGGAGCCAAAUCUGGUGCUGCCCAGCUGCCUGGGACCCCUCUGAGCCUCCUGGGAGGGACAGAUGGACGGACAGACACCUGGUUUCAUGUUGAAAUUGUCUUUUGACACACGCAAGGUCGCUCCGAGGGAGCUGCAGCCACUGAAAUGCUGAUUUCAUACUUAGUGCUUUUUGUAUUCUGUACUUUCCAUUAA